This is a messenger RNA of Lobosporangium transversale, 1579 nucleotides long. RefSeq lists its product as hypothetical. Gene Ontology annotation, molecular function: FAD binding. The transcript has 8 exons. Lineage: Eukaryota; Fungi; Mortierellomycota; Mortierellomycetes; Mortierellales; Mortierellaceae. The coding region runs from base 74 to 1501 and encodes 475 amino acids. The record is from RefSeq and is a predicted model, not a curated record.
AAAAAAAAAAAAAAGGGCAGUAACUUUGACAGCACAGCAUUCAUUACCAUCUAAAGUAUCAGAGAAGAAAAUUAUGACAGCCCAGGAACACGAACGCGAACGCGAAGCACAGACCACACCCACAGUCCUGAUUGUGGGAGCAGGUCUCGGAGGCUUAAUGCUUGCCAUGCUGUUGGAACGCAUCGACGUCUCUUACCUUAUACUCGAGCGCGCUUCAGAAUUACGCUCUCUUGGCUCAGCAAUGACCAUGGGUGCAUCGAUUCUUCCAGUGUUCGAGCAAUUGGGCCUAUUGGAAGAGAUUAACAAGAUUUCACUGCCUGUUGAUAAGGCAGACUUUUACAAUUCUCGCAUCGAGAAAAUAGGUUGCAUCUGUGGGAAUAACCGUAAAACUACGGGAUAUUCUAAUCAUCUCUUUUCUCGUCCAAAGCUCCAUCAAAUUUUGCUAAAACAUGUCCAGCCUCACAAGAUUCAAUUGAACAAAAAGGUGGUUCGCAUCGAAGAAGUCUCAAACAAAGUUUAUAUCCAUUGUGCAGACAAUUCCACCUUUCAAGGAGACAUCGUAGUUGGAGCCGAUGGUGCCUACAGUAGCGUCCGCAAAUCCUUAUUCGCUCAGAUGAAACUAAAAGAUAUUCUACCUCGAAAAGAUGAAGAUUCGUUGGAGAUUGGAUAUAGUAGUCUCGUGGGUGUGACAUCUCCUCAGGAUCCAGAGAUUUUCCCACAGUUGAAGGAUCCAUUUUCGCACUUUUCACAAGUCAUUGGGGAUGAUACCCGUAGUUGGGGACUGGCCAGUAUGGCAGACAAUGAAGUCUCAUGGCUCCUUAGCUACCAGGUGACGCCUUCAGAGAGCAAGGCACGCAUGCAACAGGGCCGUGGUACGGGUUGGAGCAUGAGCACAGAUAGUGAGUCAAAUAACGUUGAUAUGAUGAUAAAAGAAUUUAGAGACUUGCCUUCUCCAUGGGGCGGAACAAUGGGAGAUUUCUUUGAUAAAACACCCAAGAAUCAGAUCACAAAGGUGUUUUUAGAAGAGAAGAUGUUCACAACUUGGUACCAUGGUCGGACUGUCCUUUUGGGCGAUGCUUGCCACAAGAUGCUCCCAUCUGGCGGUCAAGGCGCAGUGAAUGCAAUGCAGGAUGCGGUAGUUCUUGCCAAUUGUAUCUACUAUAUGAAAGGUAGAGAUCUCGAAGAUUUUACGGCCGCGUUUAAAGAGUAUCAUCGCCAACGGUAUCCGUGUGCAAAAGCACAGUAUAUUCGUAGCCAUAACAUCGCGAAAUAUAUGUCUGGCCAGUCUUGGUCAGAGCGAAUCAUCCGUUAUGUGAUCUUUAACUGGGUCCCUAGCUGGGUUCAUGCAAAUGGAUACGCACAGAGCGUAGAAUAUCGACCCCAGAUUGCAUGGCUUCCGCUAGUUGAGAACCGAGGCACAUGGCCUGUCAAACCCCAGGAUGAACCACAGCAGCUUCUGACAGUCGAAUAUGCUGAUGACGCCAAAGCCCGUAGUGCUUAAAAUAAGCAGGAAUAAAAGCACUUUCCCUUUUACUUCUUAAUAUUGGCCGUAGCUAAUUUGGGUUCAUAGACUUGUAGC